CCGUGCGUAGCGUGCGUAGCGUGGCCGAGCCGUGCGCGGGCCCGACCGUCCGUCCGACCGAUCGACUUACCCGCGAAAAAGUGCAAAGUGCAGUUCAGUGCUACAGUGAGUGCAAUAGUGAGUGCUGUGCUACAAGUGUCGCUUCAGUUGUUGAUGGUACCGUAAGUGAAAUGACAGUGCGACCCAAGUGCUGCUGACCGUGCGCCUGCCACACGAUGGGGUGGCCGUCGACGCUGCGGCUCGUCCUGGCGGCCGCGGUGCUGGCCGCCGCGCUGGCCUCGAGGGGGGACCACGACUACGAGGAGAUGUUCACGACGGAGCCGACGUCCACGACGACGACGACCUCGACGACGCUGUCGCCUGUGAUGCGGCUGUACGAGGAGCGCCGGCAGCGCGAGCGCCGCGGCCACGGCGCCGUGGGGCUGGGCCGCAUGUGGCGCCGGCGCCACGCGCUGAGCCACGCGCGGCACGCGGCGCGCUGCGCGGACGGCGAGACCAUGCAGAUGCUGCGCUUCGCGCCCAGCGGCGCCAGCGAGGCGCUCCGGGCGCUGCUGCUGGCGCCGGGCGAGGCCGCCGGCAGCGCGCUCCUGCAGCACGCCAGGAAGGCCGAGGUCGUCUUCACCGGCAAGGUGGUGGGCCGCGGCGGGCGGCUGCGGCGCGACGCGACCACCAGCCCGACGACGGCCCCGCGACGCGGCCGGCAGACGCACGACCUGGUGCCGCGCGGCGCCGCGCUCUGGGUGCGAGUCAAGCGUGUGCUCAAGGGCCGCCUCGACGCCGACCUGGUGCAGCUGCAGACGGCCCCGGGCAACGGCAGCCACCACGGACCCUCGGCCACCUGCCCGCAGCUGCUCAAGGUCCACAACACCGCCAUCUUCCUGGCCAACAAGCUGGGCGAUGGCGGGCAGCCCGUCGUGGCGCCCGUCCUCGACGUCGAGGACAACUUCGUCCCGGACGACGACGAGCGCGCGCCCCGGCUGCAGCUCGCCACCGACCCCUUCGCGCUGACGCUCAGGAACCUGCAGAUGGCGUCCAGAGCAACAAAAGACUUCUCCGACCUACCUGGGGCCACCAGCCUAGAAGAGAACCCAGACCCGUGCCGCGACAAGGUGUGCCAGGUGGGCGCCAACUGCGUCGUGUCGGUGGACGGGCUGUCGGCCUUCUGCGAGUGCCCGCGGACGUGCAACAUCGGCGAGGCCGUCGGCGAGCCCGUCUGCGGCACGGACCUGCAGGAGUACGCUGACCACUGCGACCUCAUGAAGGCGGCCUGCGCGCAGAACAAGGACAUUCGCGUCAAGUUUAAGGGGCCAUGCGACCCGUGCGCCGAGAUGGAGUGCCCGGAGCCGCGCGUGUGCGCGCUGGGCGAGGACCGCCAGCCCGAGUGCCGCUGCGACGAGGUGUGCCCGGACGAGUUCUCGCCCGUGUGCGGCUCGGACGGCCGCACGUACGCCAACACGUGCCGGCUGCGGCGCGAGGGCUGCCGCACGCGGCGCGAGCUGCGCAUCGUGUACCGCGGCCGGUGCACGGCCGGCGAGAACCCCUGCGCGGGCCUGCUCGCGUCACCGGGGGCGCCCGGCGCGUGCGCGCACGGCCAGGUGUGCGCCGUGGGCCGCGACGGCGUGGCGCGCUGCGAGUGCCCGCCCGAGUGCGAGCUCGUCGUGCGGCCCGUGUGCGGCUCGGACGGACGCACCUACGACUCGGCCUGCCACCUCACCCGGCAGGCCUGCCUCGCCCGCGCCAACGUCACUGUCGCCUACACCGGAUCCUGCGGCGUGGACGGCCCGUGCAGUGCGCACGCGUGCUCGCACGGCGGCGAGUGCGUGCCCCGGCACGGCGCGCCGCGCUGCGUCUGCCCGCGCUGCCCGCUCACCUUCCAGCCCGUGUGCGGCUCGGACGGCGUCUCGUACGGCAACGAGUGCCGGCUGCGCCUCGAGAACUGCCAGCGCCGCCUGGACGUGCGCGUCGCGCACCAGGGCCUCUGCAGCUGCGAGAACCGCUCCUGCGGCCCGCACGCCACCUGCGAGACGGACGCCACCGGCGAGGGCCAGUGCGUGUGCCCUGACUGCAGCGCACCUGCGGAGCAGGAGCACAGCCCGGUGUGCGGUUCUGACGGCGUGACCUACGACAACGAGUGCGCCAUGCGCCGCGAGGGCUGCAAGGAAGGCAGGAACGUGGCGGUGGCCUACCGGGGUGACUGCGACUCGUGCCGGGACGUGACGUGCCAGGAGGGCGCGGCGUGCGUGGAGGGCGCGUGCGUGUGCGAGGCCAGCUGCGGCGCGCAGGAGGGCGGGCCGUCGCCGCCCGGCGCGGUCGCCGUCAGGGAGGCGGUGUGCGGCUCGGACAGGGUCACGUACCCGAGCGAGUGCGCCCUCAAGAGGACGUCGUGCCAGCGCCACCCGGAGCCGCCCAUCACCGUCCUGUUCUACGGCGACUGCCUCGAGCGCUUCGGCGAGCACACCGCCACCGUGCCGCCGCACAUGGCCAACCAGUCCGCCAAGCUGACGGAGGCGUCGCACGGCAAGGUGCUGCAGCCGGGGCGCAAGGACGCGCAGCACGUGACGGGCGGGACGGCGGAGCGCGCCGAGGCCUGCAAGGACAUCCGCUGCGACUACGACGCGACGUGCGAGCUGGGCACGGACGGCUUCCCGCGCUGCUCGUGCGUCUUCGACUGCGGCGCGGCGCUGUGGCUCAACGCCGGGCCGCAGGGCCCCGUGUGCGCCUCCAACCAGCGCAUGUACCCGAGCCUGUGCGACAUGAAGCGCGAGGGCUGCCAGCGCCAGGAGGAGCUGCGCCUGCGCCCCAUGGACCUCUGCAAGGGACUGGAGGUGAAGCCGUGCGGGGGCCAGGCCGAUCCACUCCGCGACACCGCCUCGGGUGGCGAGCUGGACUGCGGCGCCGGGCCGCAGCGCCAGGACUGUCCGCGCGGCUCCUACUGCCACACCACGCCGCACUUUGCACGCUGCUGCCCCAAGACCGGCUCGUACAGGCAGCACGUGUCCUGCGAGGAGUCCUGGUACGGCUGCUGCCCCGACGGGCGGACCCUGGCCGACGGUCCGGACGGCGAGGGCUGCCCCAAGAUGUGCGGCUGCAACAAGCUGGGCGCCGUGAGCGACGCCUGCGACGCGGACACGGACGCGUGUGUCUGCAAGACGGGCGUCGGCGGCGAGAAGUGCGACCGCUGCGAGCCCGCCUACUGGGGCCUUCAGAAGGUCCGCGACCACGGCAACCCGUCCGUCGGAUGCCUGCCCUGCCAGUGCCACAAGUGGGGCGCGGUGCGCGACGACUGCGAGCAGAUGACGGGGCGCUGCGUGUGCCGGCCCGGCGUCCAGGGCGAGAAGUGCGAGGAGUGUGUGGCGCCCGGCCACGUGCUGUCCCCCGCCGGCUGCGGCCCGGGUGUCCCCGGCUCCAACGUGGGCGGCCCGGCGACGGAGCGGCCGCUCAAGCGCUCCACUUUGCACCGCUUCACGGAGCCCGGGCCCGGGCCUGGCAUGACCGGCGGCGCGUCCUACAAGUCCACGCGCCACCUGGGGCUGUCGGCGCCGCCGCCGCUCGACCCGCGCCACUCGCAGAACCGCUACUACUACUCGGCGGCCAACCGCAGCGGCGAGGCGGAGGCGGACGGGGACGCGGUGGACGCGGAGGGCGCCGGCGGCGACAGCCGCGAGGUGGACGUGAUCCACUCGCUGGCGGCGGCCUCCAGCGACCUCCUCAACGGCACGCUCCCCGACGGCGACCUGGAGGGAGUGCCGCCGGGGUGGCUGCCCACGCCCGCGCCGCCGCCCGCCGCGCCGCCCACACUGCUCGGCGACCCCUGCACCUCGUCGGCCGACUGCGGCGUCCAGCACUCGCACUGCCUGCUGGGCUCCUGCGCCUGCAUCGAGCCGCCCACCGCGGCCGGCCACAGCCGCAGCGACUGCCCUGCGCCCGCCAGCACCGCGGCGCCCACCUCGGCGUGCCUGUCCUCGCCGUGCGAGCAGCGCGGCGCCGUGUGCGUGGAGGGCCCGCUGGACUCGUUCACCUGCCUGUGCAACGGCGAGCCCUGCGAGAGCAACGCCACCGUCAGCGGGCUGUCGUUCGCCGGCGAGAGCUGGGUGCGGCUGUCGCGCAUCGAGGGGAGCCCCAUCGCGCUCUCGGUGAACGUCGAGUUCCUGAGCUUCUCGCCCGACGGCCUGCUGCUCUACGCGCAGCAGCACGACGACGGGUCCGGGGACUUCGUGUCGCUCGCGCUCGUCGGCGGCUACGUCGAGUUCCGCUACAACCUGGGCUCCGGGACGGUGGUGCUGCGCUCGGGCUCGCGCCUCACGCUGCACGCCCCGCACCGGGUGUCGGCCAAGCGCUACCACCGCGACGGCAUGCUGUCGGUGGACGACGACGCCGACGUGACGGGGCAGUCGCAGGGCUCGCUGCGGUCGCUGGACCUCAGCCCGACCACCUGGGUGGGCGGCGUGCCCAGCAACCACUCCAGGGUGUGGGAGAACAUCGGCACCUCCCUCGGCUUCACGGGCUGCAUCCGGCGGAUGACGCUGGGGACCCGGCGCAUCGACCUGGACAGCGCCGUGGCGUACUCCGCCGUCGGCCAGUGCGGCGGCGACCCCUGCUCGGCUCAACCCUGCCGCCACGGCGGGCUGUGCCACUCGCUCAACGCGCUCAACGCCUUCAAGUGCGAGUGCCCGCUCAACUACACCGGGCUCCUCUGCGAGGCGGCCGUGGACGCGUGCCUGGCCAGCCCCUGCUCGACGGGCUCCACCUGCGAGUCGCUGCCCGCCGGGGGCUUCACCUGCCACUGCCUGCCGGGGCGCCGAGGCAAGACCUGCCAAAUUGCCGAUGACCUGGAGCUGGAGCCGGCCGUGCCGGUGCUGGACGGGCACAGCUACGUGACGCUGCCGCGGAUGGAGGGCGUGGGCCGCGCCUUCUCCCUCGAGCUGUGGUUCAUGACGCGGGUGCCGGACGGCGCGCUGCUGUACGACGGCCAGCGGCUCAACUCGGCGGGUCGCGGCGACUUCAUCGCGCUCAGCCUGCACGCCGGCCGCGUCGACUUCCGCUUCGACCUGGGCAGCGGGCCUGCCAGGAUAGUGUCGGAGGAGGUGGUGGAGCCGGGCGUGUGGCACUCGGUGCGUAUCAGCCGGACGGACCGCGCCGGCAGCCUGCAGCUGGACAACGGCACCGUGGUGCGCGGCCUCAGCGGCGCGCCCCUCAACGAGCUCAACCUCGACCUGCCGCUCUACGUCGGCGGCGUGCCGUAA
Molecule: messenger RNA, 5243 nt
Organism: Frankliniella occidentalis (western flower thrips)
Lineage: Eukaryota; Metazoa; Arthropoda; Insecta; Thysanoptera; Thripidae
Product: agrin-like
Exons: 16
Coding region: 216-5243 (1675 amino acids)
Biological process (GO): cell differentiation; multicellular organism development
Molecular function (GO): calcium ion binding; protein binding
Source: RefSeq, a predicted model, not a curated record